AUGAGCCAGAAUGGCAGUGAUGGCGGUUCGGUAAAUCGAGUGCGUCGCGCCCGUGUAGAGCGUGGCAAGCGAUCUCGCAAUGGCUGCUCGACGUGCAUUAGCAAACGCGUCAAGUGCGAUGAGGCUCGGCCGUACUGUGAAAGGUGUGUCCGGCUACACUUGACUUGCGAAUGGCGUAUACCAAAACCAUCGCUGGCCUCGAGACGACGUGGCUUUGGGCCCAUCAAAGACCGCGAUUCGAGCCUGUGGUCGCCGUCUUCCAUUGUGUCAAAGGCGGAUGAGAGGGUCCAGGCUCCCGAGUCGACCAUGACACCAGAAAGUCGCCUGCCUUCGCCUACACCCGAGAAUCGUUUCCAGCUAGACGAGUUUCUGGCAGAGGAUCUUUCUGGUGAGGAUUAUUUGCCGUUGAGCGACGUUCUUCCAGUCCAAGUGCCACAAGAUCCUGAAACGCCAUGGGAGGCACUGGCUAUCAGCACCGAGAAUAAUUCGAGUAACUCGCUAGGUGCUUUUGGACUGCUGAGGGCCCCUGUAAUGGGGCCUUUCUUCGCUGCCUCUGAUCUAUCCUUUGCUUAUGCAACUGGAUUUACUCCCGCCCUCGGCAGUGAUGAUAAGCAAGCCGCUUCGUUUCACUGCAAGGUUCUUGCUCCUCUGAAGUCCACGCGUAAUUGGGCUUGCUCGGCACACACCCUAUUCCUCAACAAAGCGUACAAUAGAGACAUGGCUUUGCAUUUCCUUCUUGCUGUCUCUCAUAGCGAACUGGCUAUCUAUUAUGGCCGAGGCUCACAACCACCGCGUGAAUCACAGGAGCAUUUUGAGCGGGGAUCCCGUCUGUUCUUGCAAGCUCAUAACCCCUUUGCGUCUCCCGAUCAUGUUGGCAUGAUGCUAUCGUUCUUGUACAUGUACAUGUUUUGGAUGCGGAGAGAUCGGCUGGAUCCCAUGAAGCUCAAGGACUUGAGCAGAGCAGUCCUCGCUUAUGUCCGAACGUAUGGGCUGGACACUCUCUGUGCUAGCGAUGAUGUAGGCACUUGUUCCGGUAUGAUAACCGCCUCGGAGCAGGUUUUGUUGGCCAGAGUGAUCAUAUAUCUAUACGAUCGAGAUGGAUUCUGUUGCUUCUUUGGAUGCGGCGGAGACUUUGCAAACUUUCUGAACAGCGACCCUCGAAAACGACGAAGGAUAUGGCUACGCUCGCGUACUGCUUUUCUGCUGUCUAGUGAAUCAGGCUCUUUUGGUUGCGUCGAGACUGAAAUGGACGAUGCCGCUACCCUCGAUGUUUACUUUGAGCUCAUAACCCUGCAUCAAGAGAUUAAUGCAUACAGCCAAGCUUCCGCAACUCAGUCUACGAUCAUGGAAUCGAGACUACAACAACAGCUAGAGACCAUUCACAAGGAGUACGCGUCACUAUUUCACCGAGUCACGGAUCCAAAGUGUCAUAGCCAAUGCACGCUAAUGGCAUUUGUCGCAGUGACUUUCUACUAUGCGCUUCAGAUAUACUAUCACCGUGCUCGCCUGUCUUCGUUCGGAACCAGGCCGCUACCUACUCGACUUCAGAACUUCCUCACUUCACUGGUGUCAACAGCAUACUACGCUGUUAAAGCAGGGCCAAUGCAGCUUCUUGAACGCUUUCAGUGGUCUCUGUUCAUCGCCGCCUUAGAAACCACAGACCCAGUCCAUAAGGAGUGGAUAGGCAACAGUAUCUCUGACCCUGCAAUCAGAGCCGGAUUCGACCAUAUCAAAUCCCUGAAAGAACAAUCACAUGGAAGUAUCACUAUGCACAUGAUUCGAUCUCUUAUCGACGAAGGAUUCCAGUGUCAUACUCGCAUUAGCCCUAAUUGGUAG
Messenger RNA from Aspergillus calidoustus, 1836 nucleotides. The record is from the annotation of a GenBank genome assembly. NCBI's taxonomy places the organism in Eukaryota, Fungi, Ascomycota, Eurotiomycetes, Eurotiales, Aspergillaceae.